CAGAGGAGGAGGAGGCCGCUCCUUCAGCCUCACUGGCUCCUCCCGCUCUCGCUCGGGGCUCCGACGCCCAGCCAAAAGCGAAUCCGGGCGGCGAGGUUCGGCAGAGGCUCCGACGGCUCCUGGCCCGCUCCUCGCCCCAGCGUCUGUCCUGCGCGCCCGUCCGCGUCCCCAGCCAUGGCAAGAAACCACCAAGUGCAGAAGGCCAAGCUGGCCGAGCAGGCUGAGCGCUACGAGGACAUGGCGGACUUCAUGAAGGCGGUGGUGGAGCAUGGGGACGAGCUGUCCAACGAGGAGCGCAACCUCCUCUCCGUCGCCUACAAGAACGUGGUGGGGUGCCAGCGCUCGGCCUGGAGGGUCAUCUCCAGCAUCGAGCACAAAACCGAAGAGGGGGAUGACAAGGCACAGCUGGUGAACGAGUACCGGGAGAAGGUGGAAGAGGAGCUGAAGAGCGUCUGCAACGUCGUCCUGGGCUUGCUGGACAAGUAUCUCAUCAAGAAGGUCAGCGACCCUGAGAGCAGGGUCUUCUACCUGAAGAUGAAGGGAGACUACUUCCGAUACCUGGCCGAGGUGGCCACAGGGAACGACCGCCAGGAAACGAUAGACAAAGCCCAGAAGGCGUACCAAGAGGCCAUGGACAUCAGUAAAAAGGAGAUGCAGCCCACGAACCCCAUCCGCCUGGGGCUGGCCCUCAACUUCUCCGUCUUCCACUACGAGAUCGCCAACGCCCCCGAGCAGGCCAUCUCGCUGGCCAAGACCACCUUCGACGAGGCCAUGGGGGACCUGCACACGCUCAGCGAAGACUCCUACAAGGACAGCACCCUCAUCAUGCAGCUGCUCAGGGACAACCUCACGUUAUGGACAGCCGAGUGCGCAGGCGAAGACGGCGGCGAGGCUGGUGAAGAGCCCAAGAACUGAACGGCCCCCGCGGGGCCAGGGACCGGCAGCCCCCCUCCCCCCCUCCCCCCCCCCCCGACACCUCCUUCCUCCCCACCUUUCGGUGUCUCUUCCCUUUUUUUUUUUUUUUCUUUUUUUUUUUCUUUUGGGAAGGCAUCUCAGCCCCCUCCCCACCCUCCCCCCCCCCCCCCCCCCAGGUUGGGUGCUGGAGUGGGGGCAAUGUGCGGUGUUUGCUGGGGUGGCUUUGGCAGGUCCUCCCCUUCCCUCUCCCUCAUGCUCUUUUCUUUGGGGGCGGUGGGGGGGGGGGGGGGGGGGAGGAAGGAGGAUGCCUCCAUCUCCCUUCCUAGAGCACUGCCAGCCCCCCCCCCCCCCCAAAAUUUAACAUUUUAGAUGGAAGCGGGGGGCUGCCUGGUUUGUGGCACCUCCAAACCCACCAUCCAGGGGUGGGGGGGCUGGAGCCACGCUGCCGGUCCCCCGAGGCAGCGGGAGGAGGUGAUGGGACGGGAUGGGGAAAAGAGAAAGAGGGGGGGUUUGGGGGGGGGGGUGUCAUGAAUCGCCAAAGCCUCUGUGCGUCUCCAAUAAACCGUCUCGUGCA
Molecule: messenger RNA, 1489 nt
Organism: Cygnus olor (mute swan)
Lineage: Eukaryota; Metazoa; Chordata; Aves; Anseriformes; Anatidae
Gene: SFN
Product: stratifin
Exons: 1
Coding region: 175-915 (246 amino acids)
Biological process (GO): signal transduction
Cellular component (GO): cytoplasm
Molecular function (GO): protein kinase binding
Source: RefSeq, a predicted model, not a curated record